GAAGGAUUGACUCGGAGAUGGAUCGAAUUACACCAUUUGCCGAGCCUCGGUUUGUUUUGCUCCUGCUUCGUCCCGCUGCUCCUGCGGCGGCUGCUGCUGCUGCUGCUGACGCUGCUGCAAGGACUGCUGGUGGCGAGUUUCAGGAUUAUAUCGAGGGAGCCAAGACCUAAAGACACAGAGGGACAUACAUGUCUAUUUUCUAUUUUGUUCCUUUAUUUUCUUUUUUCCUUGCACGUGACAAGCUUUAUUUUUACCAGCCUCCCCUCAUGAGGUAGUUAAGUGGGAUUUCUGAGGAGGGGCUGCUCUGACUUGACCUUGGCCCACCAUGAGGUUCUUCCUGCUUUGUGCCUACAUGCUGCUCCUGAUGAUCUCCCAGCUGAGGGCAGUCAGCUUUCCUGAGGAUGAUGAGCCCCUUAAUACUGUUGACUAUCACUAUUCAAGGCAAUAUCCGGUUUUUAGAGGACGCCCUUCAGGCAAUGAAUCGCAGCACCGGCUGGACUUUCAGCUGAUGUUGAAAAUUCGAGACACACUUUAUAUUGCUGGCAGGGAUCAAGUUUAUACAGUAAACUUAAAUGAAAUCCCCAAAACAGAAGUAAUACCGAGCAAGAAACUGACAUGGCGGUCAAAGCAACAGGAUCGAGAGAACUGUGCUAUGAAAGGCAAACAUAAAGAUGAAUGCCACAACUUUAUCAAAGUAUUUGUCCCAAGAAACGACGAGAUGGUUUUUGUAUGUGGUACCAACGCAUUUAAUCCCAUUUGUAGAUUCUACAGGUUGAAUACCUUAGAGUAUGAUGGGGAAGACAUUAGUGGCCUGGCAAGAUGCCCAUUUGAUGCCAAACAAACCAAUGUUGCCCUUUUUGCUGAUGGGAAGCUAUAUUCUGCCACGGUGGCUGACUUCUUGGCCAGUGAUGCUGUUAUUUACCGAAGCAUGGGCGAUGGAUCUGCCCUUCGCACAAUAAAAUAUGAUUCCAAAUGGAUAAAAGAACCACACUUUCUUCAUGCCAUAGAAUAUGGAAACUAUGUCUAUUUCUUCUUUCGAGAGAUUGCUGUGGAACAUAAUAACUUAGGCAAGGCUGUCUAUUCCCGUGUGGCCCGCAUAUGUAAGAACGACAUGGGUGGCUCCCAGCGGGUCCUGGAGAAACACUGGACUUCGUUUCUGAAGGCUCGGCUUAACUGCUCCGUCCCUGGGGAUUCGUUUUUCUACUUCGAUGUCCUGCAGUCUAUUACAAAUAUAAUGCAAAUCAAUGGCAUCCCCACGGUGGUCGGGGUGUUCACCACACAGCUCAACAGUAUUCCUGGGUCUGCUGUCUGUGCAUUUAGCAUGGAUGACAUUGAGAAAGUAUUCAAAGGACGAUUUAAAGAACAGAAAACUCCAGAUUCUGUUUGGACAGCAGUCCCCGAAGACAAAGUACCAACACCAAGGCCUGGCUGUUGUGCAAAGCAUGGCCUUGCUGAAGAUUAUGAAACCUCUAUCGGUUUCCCGGAUGAAACCCUGCUGUUCAUCAAAUCCCACCCCCUGAUGGACUCUGCCGUCCCACCCAUUGCAGAGGAGCCCUGGUUCACAAAGACUCGGAUCAGGUACAGGCUGACAGCCAUUGCCGUGGACCAUUCCGCCGGACCCCACCAGAACUACACUGUCAUCUUUGUUGGCUCAGAAGCUGGCGUGGUACUUAAAAUUUUGGCAAAGACCAGUUCUUUCUCUCUGAAUGACAGCGUAUUACUGGAAGAGAUUGAAGCAUACAACCAUGCAAAGUGUAAUCCUGAGAACGAGGAGGACAGAAAGGUCAUCUCAUUACAGCUGGAUAAAGAUCACCACACUUUGUAUGUGGCAUUCUCGAGCUGCGUAAUCCGCAUGCCCCUCAGCCGCUGCGAGCGUUAUGGAUCAUGUAAAAAGUCUUGUAUUGCAUCUCGAGACCCCUACUGUGGCUGGUUAAGCCAGGGGACCUGUGGUAGAGUCACCUCAGGGAUGCUCGCUGGAGGAUACGAACAGGACACGGAAUACGGCAACACGGCCCACCUCGGGGACUGCGAUGAAAUUUUGCCUACUUCAACUACACCAGAUUACAAAAUAUUUGGCGGUCCAACAUCUGACAUGGAGGUAUCUUCAUCUUCUGUUACCACAGUAGCAAGUACCCCACAAAUCACACGCAAAGUGGUUGAUACCUGGAGACCUAAACUGACGAGCUCCCGGAAAUUUGUAGUUCAAGAUGACCCACACACUUCUGAUUUUACUGAUCCUUUAUCAGGUAUCCCAAAGGGUGUACGAUGGGAAGUUCAGUCUGGAGAGUCCAACCAGAUGGUCCACAUGAAUGUCCUCAUCACCUGUGUCUUUGCCGCUUUUGUUUUGGGUGCGUUCAUUGCAGGGGUGGCUGUGUACUGCUAUCGUGAUAUGUUCGUUCGGAAAAACCGGAAGAUCCACAAAGAUGCAGAGUCUGCCCAGUCGUGCACAGAUUCCAGCGGAAGUUUUGCCAAACUGAAUGGUCUCUUUGACAGCCCCGUCAAGGAAUAUCAGCAGAAUAUUGAUUCUCCCAAAUUGUAUAGUAACCUGCUGACCAGUCGGAAAGAGCUGCCGCCCACCGGAGAUACGAAAUCCAUGGUCAUGGACCAUCGAGGCCAACCCCCUGAGCUGGCUGCACUCCCCACGCCUGAGUCCACACCUGUGCUGCACCAGAAGACCCUGCAGGCCAUGAAGAGCCACUCAGACAAGGCCCAUGGCCAUGGAGCUUCAAGGAAAGAAACCCCCCAGUUUUUUCCUUCUAGUCCUCCGCCCCACUCCCCACUAAGUCACGGGCAUAUCCCCAGUGCCAUUGUUCUUCCUAACGCUACCCACGACUACAACACGUCCUUCUCAAACUCCAAUGCUCACAAAGCUGAAAAGAAGCUUCAACACAUUGACCACCCUCUUACGAAGUCCUCCAGUAAAAGAGAUCACCGGCGUUCUGUGGAUUCCAGGAAUACCCUCAAUGAUCUCCUGAAGCAUCUGAAUGAUCCAAAUAGUAACCCCAAAGCCAUCAUGGGAGACAUCCAGAUGGCCCACCAGACCCUAAUGCUGGAUCCCGUGGGACCUAUGUCUGAGGUCCCGCCCAAGGUCCCUAACCGGGAAGCAUCGCUCUACUCUCCUCCUUCAACUCUCCCUAGAAAUAGCCCAACCAAGCGAGUGGACGUCCCCACCACUCCUGGGGUCCCCAUGACCUCUCUGGAAAGACAAAGAGGUUACCACAAAAACUCCUCCCAGAGGCACUCUAUAUCUGCCAUGCCUAAAAACUUAAACUCACCCAAUGGUGUUUUGUUAUCGAGACAGUCUAGCAUGAACCGUGGCGGGUACAUGCCCACACCCACAGGGGCGAAGGUGGACUACAUUCAGGGCACACCAGUGAGUGUUCACCUGCAGCCUUCCCUCUCCAGACAGAGCAGCUACACCAGUAAUGGCACCCUUCCUAGGACGGGGCUAAAGAGGACACCGUCCUUAAAACCUGACGUGCCACCAAAGCCUUCAUUUGCUCCUCAAACCACCUCUGUCAGACCACUGAACAAAUACACUUACUAGGUCUUCAGUGUGCUGUUCCCCGUGUGGCUUUUUGCUGUCCCCGUUGUUGCGAGGAUGAUGUUGUAAGGGUACCUUAAGAUAAGAGACUCGCUUGUCUUUUAAGAGAACCAAGUGGCCAAAGAAACUCUCCCACUUUGGCAACAUCUGAACUUGCCACAUGUAGCUACUGCAGCGAGGCUUCUGUGUACUCGCCUGGAAACAAAGGAAGGUGCUGGCCAUUCCAUUUCUUUUGUUUGAAGCUGAAGAGAAGUAUAGCUCCAGCUCCGAGGGGCUACCUUCCCGGGGUAAAGAGCUGAUACAGUGUGCAGAAGAAUCUGUGAGCAAAUACUUGAAAAUGGGUUCAACUGAGACUGCCAUUAUUAUGGGUGGUCUUCCCAUUCAAUGUGAACAUUUUAAUAUGUAUGCAUUCACCUUGCCUCUUGCACAAAUGUCAAAAACAAUGGUAAUGUCUCAAAGAAACAAACUUGUAGAUUACCAAACAAUUUGCUAAAUAUUCAGUCUUUGACCCAAACUGUAGCAUUUUUUUUCAUGUGGGGCAAUUUUUUUCAUGCCACCAAUGAACUGUGUGUGUGUAUGUGUGCGUGUGUGCGCGUGUGUGCGUGUGGGUGCAUCCUGUACCCUCUAGGAUGUGGUUAGGUGCCCAUUGCAUCUUUUUGUGCUAUGGAGUUGUUUACAUUGAGCAUGACUGAACAAGAGACAAUAACUACUUCCCACAGCAGUCCAUUGGGUUCGGCUUUGAGAAAUAAAUACAAUGAAGGCUGAUUUGACCAUCACUAUGAUUGACUUACAUGGUACCCAAUGCCAGAAUGUAAGCGUUCUAAGUAAUUUUGUGCUGCUAUUCAUUAAAACUUCUAUUACAGUCUUGCCAGCUUAAGGAGAGAGAGAUGUGAAGAGGUAUCCUUGAUUUAUCCAACAGUAUUCAGUAGUAAAACUUACCUGUCCACUGUGAAUCCGAGACUGAGUCACUCUAUUUAACCUUUGACACACUAAUAAGGUUUUAGUUUGAUUGUGUUUGGUUUUUCCCAUGUAGUAAAAUUUCUCUUCCUUUAACUCCUCCUACCCCCAAGAUUUAAAAUUGAAAAAAAGAAAAAAAGACAAGAGAGGGAAA
Messenger RNA from Myotis lucifugus (little brown bat), 4655 nucleotides. It is a transcript of the gene SEMA6D, whose product is annotated as semaphorin 6D. The coding region runs from base 326 to 3547 and encodes 1073 amino acids. The record is from RefSeq and is a predicted model, not a curated record. Gene Ontology annotation, molecular function: semaphorin receptor binding; chemorepellent activity. The transcript is spliced from 19 exons. NCBI's taxonomy places the organism in Eukaryota, Metazoa, Chordata, Mammalia, Chiroptera, Vespertilionidae. Gene Ontology annotation, biological process: negative chemotaxis; negative regulation of axon extension involved in axon guidance; axon guidance.